AUGUUGUUCGUCGCCCUCACGCUCGCCUCCCUUGUCACCGCGGCCGUCCCUCCCGCUCGCCUCGCCUCCUGGCAUCUGGGCACCCGGAGCUAUGCCGCCCAGGACGGCCUCUGCCGUCCCGGCGACACACUUUGCGACCCCCCGAGCGCCACGGACAACGGCACGUGCGUCGACCUCAAAACGGACCCGAACAACUGCGGGGCGUGCGGCGCGCGGUGUUUCUUCGGCUUCGGCCGCUGCAUCAACGGCUACUGCCCACACAACGAUCCCAAUGCCUGCGAGCCCGGCUGGACAGGCUGCGAAGGUGGACCUACCUCCGCCUUCCCAUUCACGUGCACCAACCUGCAGAAUGACGUGACGAACUGCGGCACCUGCUUCGUCCGCUGCCGCGACGGUCAGACGUGCAAGGGCGGCGAGUGUGUCGACGACGCCAACGCACCUCCGAUUCCGCCCCUGGUGGACUAUACCUGCGAGAAUGAUUUCUCGUGGUGUGAUGGCAGCUGCCGUAAUGUCCAGAACGACAACAUGAACUGCGGCAGGUGCCGCAACUUGUGCGACGAGGGUCAGAACUGCGUCGAAGGCACGUGUACGCCGGCAACAACCUGCCCUCAGGACUACUGUGGCGGCGUGGGUUGCGUCAACAAGCAGAACGACAACCGCCAUUGCGGCAAGUGCUACAACCCGUGUGAGCCCGGUAAGAACUGCCGCGACGGCAAGUGCUCGUAA
Cutaneotrichosporon oleaginosum is the source of this 726-nucleotide messenger RNA. RefSeq lists its product as uncharacterized. NCBI's taxonomy places the organism in Eukaryota, Fungi, Basidiomycota, Tremellomycetes, Trichosporonales, Trichosporonaceae. The record is from RefSeq and is a predicted model, not a curated record.